UUUCGGUCUCUUCCUCCUUGGGUCUUGGAGAUAGAGUGCCAAGGUAGUGCCCCACAGAAGGACCCCGGCAUUCGGGGCAUCAUGACCCCCAUCUGGAUCUUACUCCUUCUCCAGCUGCAACUCACCAGAGAGGAAGAUGCCUACGUCCAGAAGGGGCAGGACCGGGAGCUCCCUUGCGGCCUGGUUGAGUCUCUCCCGGGCACGGAAGAGGUGACGUGGUCCUACAAUGCUGGUGUUCCUGGGUCCUCGUCGGUGCCAUUAUUCCGGGGCGCGGCGGGUCAGGCCCAGAAGGAGGCGGAGGCCAGGGAGCGGCUCUCCGUGUUCCGCAACCACUCCCUGUACCUGCGGGGGGCCGAGGACGGGGACACGGGGACCUACUGGUGUUCGGUGCAGGGAGACACCCGCAACACCUACCACCUGAAGGUUGUCACAGGGACCCAGAUGGUGCUGACGACCGGCCACACCAACAUGACCUGCCACCAGUUCUCCUGUGCGAUCUUGGACCGGCAGGCGCUGCCGGCGGUGACAUGGCGGGUCGACGGGCAGCGGGCGCAGGACACCGACAGGCAGGGCCGGCACCUUGUCUUCUCGGGCUCGCGGGCGGCGCUGCUCCAGGCCUGCUGGAACACGAGCGACCAAGGGGCCAGGAAGAAGAAAAAACGGGUCAAGUGUGAGGUGAACGGCCUGCAAGUCACCUUCAACCUCGCCGGGAAGGACCCCCCUGCCCCCAACAUGGGGGGACCCGCCUGUAGCUCCGCCUGGAUCCCCCUGGCCGUGUGCGCAGCGCUGGAGUUCCUGCUCCUCCUUGCCUUGGGGGCGGCGCUGUGGAGGCGGGGGCAGCCGGACCGGAGGUCACACCUGGACGACCUUCCCGCGAACACCCAGCCAGACCCUCCCGGACCCAAAUCCCAGACGCAGCUGUAUGAGAACGUGGGGCUGGGCUGGGACACGCAGCAGGGGGCACCGAUCUUGUCCAGCCAUGAUGGCCCCGUCAACCCCUGUGGAGCGACCCCCGCCCCUCGAGCUCUGUGUCGGGGUCCGGGCGGGGCCGAGCCGCGUGUCAACACCCAGCGCCCCCCACAGGGCGGGUCGGAGGCUCCCUGAGGCCACCAGGGGCUUUCCAAGGGGAAGAGCUGGAAGAGGAACCCAGGCGUCCGGCCCUCCGCCUUCCCCGCCCCAUGGGGGCUGGGGUGACAGAUGGGGACUGGGCGAUUUGGGGGGGUUUGGAGCAGAGAAUAAAGGAGAACGGAGCAGA
This is a messenger RNA of Malaclemys terrapin pileata, 1255 nucleotides long. It is a transcript of the gene LY6G6F, whose product is annotated as lymphocyte antigen 6 family member G6F. Lineage: Eukaryota; Metazoa; Chordata; Testudines; Emydidae. The record is from RefSeq and is a predicted model, not a curated record. The coding region runs from base 82 to 1104 and encodes 340 amino acids. The transcript has 7 exons.